Auanema sp. JU1783 is the source of this 210-nucleotide messenger RNA. The record is from the annotation of a GenBank genome assembly. NCBI's taxonomy places the organism in Eukaryota, Metazoa, Nematoda, Chromadorea, Rhabditida, Rhabditidae.
UUGCAGCCAAGAGAAAAAGAUAAUCAUGAGAAGCUAUCGAUUGUCGAUGUUGGCAUGGAAGAAGCAAAGCUUAUAAAUGCCCUUGGAAUGUACUCAGCUGAUGAUUUGUACUCGUUUGUGAACAAAUUGAGAUCCGCCGUAGCCAUUGUAAAUGCCGAAGAGCAGUUAGAACUUCAUAGAGCUAAAGUUCUUAACAUAUUUGAUGUUUAG